AUGAAUAAAAAACUUCAUUGUUCAGUUGCAUUUCCAUUGUCAUGUUGUAAGCCAAUCGUGACUUGGGCUUUUAUUCGUAAUCCUGCAGCUAAUUCUACACUGUCUCGUAUAAUUGACAAUACAUUAGCAGAUAAUCGUUGUACUCAAAUCGAAAACAAUACUGUGAAUGAUCUGCUUAUUGGUUUAACAAAAGAUGGUGAAGGUGUAGGUGUUUGGUUCGAUUCAUCAGAUGUUUGUAACAAAAAAGUUUUAAACAUCACUGAAUUCAGUUUACCCCAAUCACCUGAUCCAAUUACAAAAUGUCGUGCACAAGGUUCAUGGCUCCAUGUGAUCACUCAAAGUGGACAUUUAACAUCAGUACAUUUCAGUUUACAAUUAAGACAAUGUAAUAACAAUAAUAAUAAUGAAUCAACGAAAUGGGAUUUGUUAUGUCAACCAACUAAUUUUCCUCGAUUACCUAUUCAUUUAUCACCUGUGAAUAAUAUUGAGCAAUGGAUAAAAUCGUGCCCAAGAUGGCGUAAUCUUAAUGUUUGCGACUUUACUCGUUUGGCUGAUGGUCAUUUGGGUAGUGUUGAUUCACAAGGUUGCAAGACACGUCUAGUUGAUCUAUUAUCAUCUAAAUCUGAAAUUAAUGCUCCUGUUAAUUAUACAGAACAACAAUUGAAUCAAACAUUCAUGAAAUUAAUCAAGACAAAAUAUCAAGUGAAAAGUUAUUUAGCAUGUCUACUUCUACUAAACCGUUUGAGUAAUUUUAAAGUGAAUACAGACAAAAAUAAUUGGUCUCAGUUCCCUUUAGAUUGUAAAAUCUAUUUGACAACAUGUCGUGCAGAUCAUGAGUCAGGAAACCAAUCACCUUUGGAAUUGAUUGUUGAUAUCACAGUCCAGAAUACAAAAGUUGAUGACAAUCUAGGAGAGAAUAUUAAUGAAUUAUUAUUUCAUUCCGAUUUAAACAAAAUUAGUCUAAAUAAUCUGGCGCAAAUUAUAUUAUUCAAAUCGUACAUGAAUAAUACAAAGAAUUAUAUCAUAUCUGAUUAUCUUGAGAAAUAUUUAUACAUUGUUAUCAAAAUGGAAGCUGUUAGAACAGACUGUGAAUCGUCAUCAUCAUUAUCAUCAUCAUCAUCAUCAUCGAAUAUGAAGGAUUUAAUCACAGAUACCGAUAAGAACGUGGUCAACAAUCAUCAUUCACUUGUUUACACGUAUAGAGAAUUGUGGUUUUCAUCACCGAUAAAUAUCAAUAGUGAUAAUUCCAAAUUACGACGUUGUAUCAUUCCAUCAACAAAUUGGUCACAAAUAUUUCAUAUAACUGAAUUGAAUAAUUCUUCACUUUUUCAACAUAAUCUAUUGCCUACUACUACUAAUACUAACAAAAUAUUCUCAAUUGACGGUAGUACACUUCAAGUGAAUAUUCAAUUAGAAUUUCAACCACCAAUAAUACCACAAUAUUUAGAUUGUUUCAAUCAAAAAUCAUUUGAAACUAUAAAAAAAUGUAAUCAUUCACCAAUUUUAGUAAACAUUGGUCAUUGUUACCUUGAUUGUAUACAUUUUCUAUAUCAAAUAAAAAUGAAUUCAUUAUUGAAUAAUGUUGUAAAUGAUAAUCCAAUGAAGUUUAUUCAUACAAUGCAUAUUAAUAUUAAUGAUACAGUAUUUCAAUCCAUCAUAUCAGAUAUUUUCAAAAAUUCCAUAUCAUGUUCAAGUAAUCAUCAUGAAAAUUUCCUUAAAUUAAUGGUAAAAAAUAAUAAUAGCAAUAAUGGUCAAUUAUUUUAUUGUUGUUUAACAAAUCAAUCUGUCAAAUGUGAAUGGUCUUUAAAUUUAGAUCCAUUUAAUUUUAAACAAGAGAACAAGAAAGAAGGGGAGAUAAAUAAUAUAGAAAACAACAAUUACAGUUCCAAUACCUGGUGUUUUACAAUAUCAUCUGUUUGUUUACAAACAUUAUGGUUUAUGUAUAGAGCUAUUGAGUUGCGUCAAAAAAUAUCAUUACAGAAGAAUAAUUCGAUAGAAACUUUCAAACGUCCUACUGUUGAACAACUUAGAUUAGAAUGUUCUAUCUUAAAGAAAUUACUAACUUCCCUACGCGAUAUUCGAGAAAGAAUUGGUAAUAAGAUAAUAAUAACAUCAACGAUAACUACUUAA
Messenger RNA from Schistosoma mattheei, 2130 nucleotides. Lineage: Eukaryota; Metazoa; Platyhelminthes; Trematoda; Strigeidida; Schistosomatidae. The record is from the annotation of a GenBank genome assembly.